AAUUUUUUAGAAAAAGAAAUUACGAAAAAAGAGAGAAGACUUUUUUUUUUCUUUAGUAAUUACCGGUUCUCGUUGCUUUGAACCUGUCGCUGUUUUUUGUUGUUGUUGUUGUUGUUGGGAGCUUUGGUCUCCCAUUUGAACCUUCCAUUUGAAUACAUAUUUCUCCCAUCUUUUGAGGGGAGGUUCCAGCUCCUGGAAGCUGAUAACUUAAGGGUCUUUUCUUGCUUUAUUUAUUUAUUUAUUUAUUUUUUCGUUUUGGGUUUUGAAAGUUUUAAAUUUCUUUUUCUUCUGUAAAUGUGGAGUUACGCUGAACCUGCUGAUUCUUACUAUGAAGUCCGGCCUGAGUGCACGGAUGUUCCAAAAACGAGAUUUAAAAUAAAGGCUGGUAAAACAUUAAGUUCAAGGAAAUGGCACAGUGCAUUUUCUCCUGAAGGGCAUCUAGAUAUAGGCAAAACUCUAGGUCGAAUCCAACGCGGGGGAAUCCAUCCAUCAAUUAGAGGGGAAGUUUGGGAAUUCCUACUUGGUUGUUAUGAUCCUAAGAGUACAUUUGAUGAACGAGAACAGAUACGGCAGUGUAGAAGGACACAAUAUGCUCGGUGGAAGGAAGAUUGCUGUGAAUUAUUUCCUGUUGUUGGGAGUGGCCGGUUUAUUACAGCACCUGUAAUCACUGAAGAUGGUCAGCCCAUCCAGGAUCCAUUAGUAAUUCUGGAGACAAGUCAAGACAAGGCCUUACAUUCUGCUUCAUCAGAUGUUAAUGCUAUUGCUUGUACUUCAGAAAUUGUAAAAGAGCUUACUAGUCAUGGUCCUUUGGACAAGAAAGUAAUCCAGUGGUUGCUCACCUUACAUCAAAUAGGUCUAGAUGUGGUUCGUACUGAUAGAACAUUGGUUUUCUACGAGAAGCAAGAAAACUUGUCAAAACUUUGGGAUAUUCUUGCUGUAUAUGCCUGGAUUGAUACAGAUGUUGGCUAUUGUCAAGGGAUGAGUGAUCUUUGUUCACCCAUGAUAAUUCUUCUUGAAGAUGAGGCUGAUGCAUUUUGGUGCUUUGAGCGUUUGAUGCGUAGAUUGCGAGGAAAUUUCAGAUGCACUGAGAGCUCUGUUGGCGUGGAAACACAACUUAGUAAUUUAGCCUCGAUUACUCAAGUUAUUGAUCCAAAACUACAUCAGCAUUUAGAUGCACUUGGUGGAGGCGACUACUUGUUUGCUUUUAGGAUGCUCAUGGUUUUGUUUCGCCGAGAAUUCUCUUUUUGUGAUUCACUCUACCUUUGGGAGAUGAUGUGGGCCCUCGAAUACGACCCUGACUUGUUCUCUCUGUAUGAAGAGCCCGACUCUAGUGACAAAUCUGAAGGAUCUAAAGGAAAAGCAAAGUCAAUACGCCAGUAUGGGAAGUUUGAAAGGGAAAAUAUGAAAAAUGGGGCAGGGAAUUCGGAAGCCCCGCUCCCCAUCUCUGUUUUCCUCGUUGCCAGUGUCCUGAAAGAUAAGAGUUCAAAGUUGUUGCAAGAGGCUCGGGGCCUGGAUGAUGUUGUUAAGAUACUGAACGACAUGACUGGAAAUCUGGAUGCUAAAAAAGCAUGCAGUGGUGCAAUGAAACUUCACAAGAAAUACUUAAAAAAGGCCAAGAAGACAUAGAAUUUGAUGCGAGACAGGAUAUAUAUUUAUAUAUAAAAUAUUUACAUACAUUCUUUCUACGACCCGAUUCAAGAAUUGUCGGAUUUGCAGCUGUCUUCUGUAUGUUGAUUUGGCAAAUGAUAAUUAACUAUACUUCCACACAAAUCCGGGCUUGGAGAUUUCAGAAUUGUACAAUACCUCCAACCUGAAAAAAAAUGGUCAAAUAGAAUGGAACUAUGUAGCGAAACGUUUCUCCUUUUAUUUUCCUCUUCCUCAUUAUUUGUGUAUCAAAAAACAUUCUUUCAGAUGUCCUACACGAAAUCCAUGUUUGUAUUACAUAUAUUCUUGUUUACGAUUACGAUCAUCCAGUGAAAUAGAAAAGACAAAAAAAAAGAUCUUUUGCUUGCUUGUAA
Molecule: messenger RNA, 2018 nt
Organism: Ricinus communis (castor bean)
Lineage: Eukaryota; Viridiplantae; Streptophyta; Magnoliopsida; Malpighiales; Euphorbiaceae
Product: rab GTPase-activating protein 22
Exons: 11
Coding region: 295-1626 (443 amino acids)
Biological process (GO): activation of GTPase activity
Molecular function (GO): GTPase activator activity
Source: RefSeq, a predicted model, not a curated record